Messenger RNA from Chelmon rostratus (copperband butterflyfish), 2386 nucleotides. RefSeq names its product divergent protein kinase domain 1B (gene dipk1b). The coding region runs from base 358 to 1659 and encodes 433 amino acids. The record is from RefSeq and is a predicted model, not a curated record. NCBI's taxonomy places the organism in Eukaryota, Metazoa, Chordata, Actinopteri, Chaetodontiformes, Chaetodontidae. The transcript is spliced from 5 exons.
GCGUUUUGCGUUAAUCGGAUUCGCUGGUGAUCGCGGCCGGAAGAGGUCUUUAAUUUUGGCCGCAUAUGGCGCUUAAAUCUGAAAUUGCCUAAUUUCAAGGACGCGCUCUUGUUUUCAUUUUUUCUCUUCAUGCGAAUGAUCUUGAAUUGAAAAACUGGAUGAUCAAACCGUACUCUAAAGACCCCGUGCUGUUGUUGCAGUGAAACAGGGAGCUGGAGGAGAUAUGAUGGCAUACGCUGCGCCGCAUCACUGCGCGGUUUCUGGUUAUCCGCGACGCAUGGCGUAGGUUUGCCGUGAGGAUGUGAUCGGACAGGGAUCCCUGGUUUCUCGCUCCGCUGCCUCCUCGCAGAGUCGCUCAUGAUGCCCAGAGCUUUGCGGAGACUGGUUCAUCUGGUGCUGUUCUGCCCGUUGUCCAAAGGGCUGCAGAGUCGUCUCCCAGCCAUUAAGGUGAAGUACCUUCUCCUGGCAUGGAUGGGCAUCCUCAUUGCCAGCUGGGUCAUCUAUAUGCAGUAUGCCUCCUACUCGGAACUCUGCCGCGGGCACGUCUGCCAUAUGGUCAUUUGUGAUCACUACAGAAGGGGCAUAAUAUCAGGCUCGUCCUGCAAGGCAUUGUGUGAUCAGAGGACUCUAACCCUGCAGCGUUGCAUGUCCACCUCCUCCAUACAUCAGGUGUACACUGGACUGUGGAAGGAGAGACCUGUCGUGAUCAAGUGUGGUGUUGAGGAUCCAGUGAAGACUGACGGGGCUCCAGACUCUGUGCUGAGACAAGAGAUGAGCCUGUUUGACAAGCCCACUCGUGGAACCUCUAUGGAUGAAUUUAAAGAGAUGCUGCAUAGCUUCCUAAAGGCUAACCUCGGUGAGCAGUCGUCUUUGAGCACCUUGGUGGACCGGGUCAUUACUCUAGCUGAUGUCAACCAGGAUGGCAAGGUGUCUCUAGCAGAAGCCAAGUCUAUCUGGGCUCUUCUCCAGAUCAACGAGUUCCUCCUGAUGGUGGCGCUGCAGGAGAAGGAGCACACCCCCAAGCUGCUCGGCUUCUGUGGAGACCUGUAUGUGACAGAGCGUGUGGCCCACAGCUCCCUCUACAGGCUGGAAGUGCCUCAUUACCUGCAGGCUCUGGUCCCAGAGGCUUUGAGCUCCAGCCUGAACCACUGGCUCGCACCAGCCUGGCCCCGCAGGGCUCGCAUCACCAUUGGCCUGCUGGAGUUUGUGGAGGAGGUCUUCCACGGGUCCUACGGGAGUUUCCUAAUAUGCGAUGCCAGCCCUCGCCAUGUGGGCUACAAUGCAAAAUAUGACUGCAAGAUGGCCAACCUGCGCAGUGUGGCAUCUGAGGCCGUUGUACGGGGAUUUUUGAGGGGGCGACGCUGUGAGACUAAUGCAGACUGCACUUAUGGCCGGGACUGCACGGCCACUUGUGAUCGACUAGUGAAGCAGUGUAAUACUGAGGUUGUACAGCCCAAUCUAGCAAAGGUAUGUGUGCUCCUGCAGGAUUUUCUGCUUUUCGGAGCACCUUCAGACCUCCGGGGGGAUCUGGAGAAGCAGCUACGCACCUGUGUGACACUCAGCGGUCUGGCAAGCCAGAUGGAGGUGCAUCACUCACUAGUCCUUAACAACCUGAAGACAUUACUGUGGAAGAAAAUUUCUAACACUCAGUACUCUUGAAAACAGGUGAGAUUAUCCAGCCCGUACCUCCACAUAAUACCUGAAUUAUUACAUGAACGUGAGUAGUUUUUGCUUGUGAAGCUUUGCCAAAUGUUUUCGAGGGUGGUGGUGAUUAAUGUAUUUUCACUCUACAUUGACUGUGAACAACAGGAAACUGUCAAAUAUUGAAUAUAUAACAUGAAGCGGCAGAUGAUGCACACUCACGUAAAACCUCAUAGAAGCCCCAUCAUGCAUUUAUUUUCCAAUGCAUUAUUUUGAGAAUUACAUUCAUCAGUUUAGACAUAAUAUUCUCAGGGCAAUGCCUAUGACUUUAUUUGUAAAAUAACAUGUAAGUAAAUGAUUAGUUUUCAAAAUGGUUUCAUAGAAUAUUCUUUCGUUUUGUCCCUAGCAGAGACAAAGUUAAAUUAUGACAUGGUUUGAUUGUUUUUGUACAAAUGUAAAUAUGAAGGAACAUUGUUUGUUCCUGUGUAUAAAUUAAUCUCCAUCUAAGGCAGACAUAAAGUACAAGUAAUGGAUGAAAUUGUAAAUCUAUAUAAAUCUAUAUCUAUCUAUCUAGAUAUUGAUAUAUAUAGAUAUAGAUAGAAGGAUAUGUCUAUAUGUGUGUUCACUUCAAUUUGAAUAUAUACAAUACAAGAUAGAUAGAUAGAUAGAUAGAUAGAUUAUGUAAGUGUCAAGGAAAUGUCCCCCUUGUAUUGAUCUGAUAUUAAUGUAUUCAAUUUGAAGUGAA